AUGCGAUUCCUAAAGAGACUAACAACUCGGCGCUGGCGACUCUUUAAAAUCGGAAUAGACAGACAAUUCUUCUUAAAGUUCGAGUUGAGUCAAUUUAGCGCCUUUUUUUAUGGUAUAGCAUUUAGUAUUGUGCGAUUCGUAAAGAGGCUAAGACCUCGACGCUGGCGACGUUGGCCAUUUCAGAGUAAAGCGGUUCUAGUGUGUUUGGCCAUAACUAUAUUUCAAAAUACACUUUAUGGAAUAUAUUUAUAUCGGUUUUCAAACAAACACAAAAAGUUUAUUCCAUCCAGAACGGUUACCAUCUACUGUGUUACGGUGGUCUCGCUUUUCGUUUACUUCUAUUUGGGCCGUAUUCAUGAUGAGUUCGUCAAUGGCAACAUAAGUCCACGGGAUACGGUGAAAAUCUAUGUUUACAUGAAUGUUUGCCUUUGUUUGUUCAACUAUGUACAUCAAUGGAUUCUGAUCGUGCCAGUUGCCCGUUUUCAGAAUCGAGUGCCACUUUUUCAAAUUCUAAAUGCCUGUGAUAUCUCGAUAAUGUUGGUGUGGAGAGCUCUGAUCCUGACACUCAUCAAAAUGAUUGGUUGUCCAGUUGCAGUGCAUGUGGCAUUAAAAGUGUACGAUGCACAUCGACCGCCCAGAUCGGAUUCUCAUCUAAGCGCCAACAUGACAAUGAUUCCCUUGAUGAUAGGAAAUCAGUUGAGCAAUUGUUUUUUCGGUGGCAUAGUUGUUACGAAUCUUGUUUUGGCGGCCAUUAACAGACGUGUGAUGAAUAUACUCAAGGAGGUCAACACAUUGCAGACGCCUCUACAAUUGUAUCUUCAAAAGGAAUAUUAUCGCAUGCGUCGCUUCUGUGAGCUAGCCGAUCAACUAGACCACUUGGCUUUGAUGUAUACUAUAUCCACGGGAUUAUCCAAGGGAUAUUUGUCUUUGACCGACUUAUCAAUAAUCCUAUCGAUGACUAUUAAUUUCAUUGGCGUUACCGUGGGUUUCUAUAAUCAAUAUCUAGCCCUGGCUGACUACUACAUCAACGAAGAAGGAACCUAUGACAUACUUGAAGCUCUCGUUCAUUUAGUUUUUCUUGUUGUUCCAUUUGUGGAAAUUGCUAUCCUGGGUAGAGUCAGUCAUCACCUGGUCGAUGAGGCUAAAAGAACUGGAUACUUGCUACAGAAUAUGAAUCUCCAAUAUGCUGAUAUACGCUUCAAGCAAGUUGUAGACGCCUUUUGGUUUCAGGUAUUGACAAUUGACUAUAAACUUAUGCCCUUGGGACUUUUGGAGCUAAAUAUGACAUUGGUCAAUAAGAUUUUCUCAGCUGUUACAGGUUUCCUAUUGAUUCUCAUUCAAACUGAUUUAACUUUGAGGUUUUCACUUAAAUAA
This is a messenger RNA of Drosophila willistoni, 1374 nucleotides long. RefSeq names its product putative gustatory receptor 97a (gene Gr97a). The transcript has 2 exons. Bases 1 to 1374 code for a protein of 457 amino acids. Gene Ontology annotation, cellular component: membrane. Gene Ontology annotation, biological process: sensory perception of taste. Lineage: Eukaryota; Metazoa; Arthropoda; Insecta; Diptera; Drosophilidae. The record is from RefSeq and is a predicted model, not a curated record.